Molecule: messenger RNA, 2795 nt
Organism: Chinchilla lanigera (long-tailed chinchilla)
Lineage: Eukaryota; Metazoa; Chordata; Mammalia; Rodentia; Chinchillidae
Gene: Setd3
Product: SET domain containing 3
Exons: 13
Coding region: 167-1948 (593 amino acids)
Biological process (GO): peptidyl-lysine trimethylation; positive regulation of transcription by RNA polymerase II; peptidyl-lysine monomethylation
Molecular function (GO): histone H3K4 methyltransferase activity; protein binding; histone H3K36 methyltransferase activity
Source: RefSeq, a predicted model, not a curated record
UUAAAAGAGGAACUAGCCGCGUGUUUCCUCCCCGCCCACCGGGUGGGUCGGGGGCUGAGGCGUGAAGUGGGAGGAGCGGGCUAAGGGUCCAGCCCAGCGGUCCCGACACUCGCGGCGAAAGGGAAUUCGUGAUCAACCGAACCUGCUAACGGAACUUGGUCAGAAAAUGGGUAAGAAGAGUCGAGUAAAAACUCAGAAAUCCGGCACUGGGGCUACAGCCAGUGUGUCUCCGAAGGAGAUCCUGAACCUGACCAGUGAACUGCUGCAGAAAUGCAGCAGUCCCGCACCCAGCCCGGGAAAAGAAUGGGAAGAGUAUGUGCAGAUCCGGUCUCUGGUGGAGAAGAUACGGAAAAAGCAAAAAGGUCUGUCUGUUACUUUUGAUGGAGAAAGAGAAGAUUACUUUCCUGAUCUAAUGAAAUGGGCUUCUGAAAAUGGGGCCUCUGUCGAGGGCUUUGAAAUGGUGAACUUCAAAGAAGAGGGCUUUGGUUUGCGAGCAACAAGAGACAUCAAGGCAGAAGAAUUGUUUUUAUGGGUUCCACGAAAAUUACUAAUGACUGUUGAAUCUGCUAAAAAUUCAGUAUUGGGGCCCUUAUAUUCUCAAGACCGAAUUCUUCAAGCCAUGGGAAAUAUCGCCCUGGCCUUUCAUCUGCUGUGUGAGCGAGCCAGCCCCAAUUCUUUCUGGCUGCCCUACAUUCAGACCCUUCCCAGUGAAUAUGACACUCCUCUCUACUUUGAAGAAGAGGAAGUUCGGUGUCUGCAGUCAACACAAGCUAUCCAUGAUGUCUUUAGCCAGUAUAAAAACACAGCUCGACAGUAUGCCUAUUUCUAUAAAGUUAUCCAGACCCAUCCUCAUGCCAACAAACUGCCCUUGAAGGAUUCUUUCACUUACGAGGACUACAGGUGGGCGGUCUCCUCUGUUAUGACUCGACAAAACCAAAUUCCCACGGAGGACGGUUCCCGGGUGACCCUGGCCCUGAUUCCGUUGUGGGACAUGUGUAACCACACCAACGGCCUGAUCACAACCGGUUACAACCUGGAGGAUGACCGCUGCGAGUGUGUGGCUCUGCAGGACUUCCGGGCCGGAGAGCAGAUUUACAUUUUUUAUGGCACCCGGUCAAAUGCAGAGUUUGUGAUCCACAGUGGUUUCUUCUUUGACAACAAUUCGCACGACAGAGUGAAAAUAAAGCUUGGUGUGAGUAAGAGUGACCGGCUGUACGCCAUGAAGGCCGAGGUCCUGGCCCGCGCUGGCAUCCCGACGUCCAGUGUUUUUGCGCUGCAUUUUACGGAGCCGCCCAUCUCUGCUCAGCUUCUGGCUUUUCUCCGAGUAUUCUGCAUGACUGAAGAGGAGUUGAAAGAACAUUUGCUGGGAGAGAACGCUAUCGACAGAAUCUUCACGCUGGGUAACUCGGAGUUUCCGGUCAGCUGGGAAAAUGAGGUCAAACUUUGGUCAUUUCUUGAAGAUCGAGCUUCUCUUCUUCUAAAAACAUAUAAAACAACAAUUGAGGAAGACAAGGCCGUCCUGAAGAACGCUGACCUUCCUGCCCGCAUGAAGAUGGCCGUCAAACUGCGGCUGGGGGAGAAGGAGAUUCUAGAGAAAGCCGUGCAGAGCGCAGCCACCAACCGCAAGUGCUUCCGCAAGCACAUGGAGGAGCGGGCGCCACUCCCCAAGUACGAGGAGAGUAACCUUGGGCUGCUGGAGGGCGGCGCGGGCGACUCACGGCUGCCCCUGGUCCUGAGAAACCUGGAGGAGGAGGCUGGGGUGCAGGAGGCCCUGAGCCUCAAGGAGGCCAGCAGCGCCGCGGAGCAUGGGCUCGUCAACGGCGAGAACUCUAUCCCUAAUGGCACCGGGUCCGAAAAUGAGAAUUUGAAUCCGGGAGAAAGCAAAAGAGUGAUUGGAGACGCCAAAGAAUCUUCAGACAGCACUGACAAAGCCAGAGAGCAGCUCUGAGCAGCCGCGGCAGCCGGAAGCCGGCUCAGCAGACAUCGAGGAACGGUCCAUCUCCAUGCUGUGUUCUCGUUAACAUUUUCUUUUCCGCAGAGAGGAAAAUAUGUUUUUGCUGCUUUAUAUACAAAUGAUUUUUUAAGUUAUUUUAAAGAUCUAGCUUUUUGAUUAAGAUUGCCAUCUUGCUUCUAGGCAGAACACAUGCACUGACAGCCACAGCCGAGGGGAAGGGGCGCCCUGGGAGGCUCUGCAGGCCCGAGGCACUGGUUCCUCCCUUGCUCAGCGGUGCCUCUGCAGGCCUGUGGCGCUGACAGCAGAGGUGGAGCCCCUCCGCCUCCUGAGCAGAGUGGGUGGGGACCCGCGGGUGUGCGCCGGAGAGCUAGGGGAGGCCAGCACGUGGCACCUAGAGUCCAGGCAGAGUCUUUGACUUUCCUCCCUAAAAUAAUGCCCUAGUACUGAGAGAAAACGUAAGGUGGCAACCUUAUUUUUAAUAGUUUUAAAUGUUGACGAUAAUCCUAAUUAUAUAAAUAUAUAUGCACAUAUAUAUCUAGUGAUUUCUAAAGAUUUGUUUACUUUCUGUGUUUCGUUUCACUGUAUUAAGAACGUGCCCUUCCUCCUCGAAUCAAAGUAGGACAUGCGGCCCCUCCUGACCUGCAGCGCUGGCUCUGACCAGAGGCAGCGCUUGGUUCGCGGGCGGUGCCGAGCGUGUGCAGAGCGCGGUGGCCCCCCAGCUUCCCUGCUGGUGUUCGGAGUGAGAUGGCUCCCUGGCUCUUCCGGUUUUCACAGCAAGCUAGAGGUUUUCCAAGCUCUCCUUUUGAGUAAAACCCUUAUUAAAAGGAAAACAUGAUUAAUA